CACGAUUUGUAAAUUGGGCAGCCCUCCUUAGCUAACAGACUAACGGUUCAAAGCAACCAAAUUAAAAAGCUUACAACAAAAUUUCCACAUCCGGGAAUGGCAGACGACAGAGAAAUGGCGCCGGAAUCACACUUGGAAGCAUCUCCUUCAUCAAACACUCUUCAAUGGCGGCAACACCGCCAUGAAAAUGGAGUUGAGGUUGACGAAGCAGAAGAAGAACAUGUACACGAAGGCCUUCAACUUCAACCUGAUGAUGAUAAUGGUCCUACUCAUCAUCCUUCUGCUCCUCCCGACGAGAUAUUUGACAUCUCGACGACCAUUGAUCCUAGAUAUAUAAUUUCCUUGAUACGCAAGCUUUUGCCUGUUGAUGAAAGACAAGGUGAUGACCUUCAAGGACUUGCUGAAUGGAGUAGCUCCACUCAAAGACCAGAUAAUGAUCAAAGGGCAAAUGGUACAUCCUCUCCAAAGAUAGAUAGUGGUCUGAACAACUUAAAUGGUCAUUUAGCGAGUAUAGAGACUGUAAAUUCUGAACCUGUUGAUCUUGAACAACCUUCAAAAUCAGCAGGGACUGAUGAUAAUGACAUCGAGCCUCGUGAAAAGACAGCUAGAGAAAAGGCUUGGGAAGAAAGUGGUUGUGUUUUGUGGGACCUCGCUGCUAGUAAGGAACAUGCAGAAUUUAUGGUUCAGAACUUUGUGCUGGAAGUCCUUUUGGCCAAUCUUGUGACUUCUGACUCUGUCCGUAUUACUGAGAUUGACCUUGGAAUUUUAGGCAACCUUGCCUGCCAUGAAGCACUUAUGGACCAGAUAACCUCCAAUAAUAAAUUGUUGGAGACAAUCGUAGACCAAGUGUUCUCAGAUGAUGCUCUUUGCCUAUGUGAAGUCUGUCGGUUGCUAACUUUGGGCCUUCAAGGCUGCCAACGUGUUGUGUGGGCCAGAGCACUGCAAUCAGACCACAUCUUGAGCCGUAUCCUUUGGAUUGUGGAGAAUACCUUAAACCCAGUCCUCAUUGAGAAGAGUGUUGGGUUAUUUCUAGCAAUUAUGGAAAAUCAGCAAGAAGUGGCACCUAUUCUUCUUCCAACUCUCAUGAACUUGGGGCUGCCAGACCUUUUGGUCAAUCUCCUGUCUUUUGAGAUGGGGAAAUUAACAAGUGACAGAACUGAAAGGUAUCCUGCACUUGAUUCAAUUCUUCGUGCAGUUGAAGUUCUUUCCGUGACUGAUGAUUAUUCAGAACGGAUAUGUUCAAAUAAGGAAGUUGUUCAGAUGGCUAUAGAGCUGAUCAAAAUCUCUGAAAAGACUGAGAUCUCCGGCUCCUGUGUAACUGCAGCAGUUUUGCUAGCGAACAUAUUAACUGAUGCUCCUGAUCUGGCUUUCAAAUUGUCAGAAGAUUUUCUUUUGUUGCAGUCUCUCCUCGAUUUAUUCCCUUUUACUUCAGAAGAUUUUGAGGCAAGAAAUGCAUUAUGGAGUGUUGUGGCCAGACUUCUGGUUCGCGUUCAAGAAGCAGAGAUGAGCCCUUUAAGGUUAAACCAAUUUGUAUUGAUGUUUGUGCACAAAUCAGAUAUGAUAGAAGAUACCCUCCUUGAGAGCAAGCAGGAUGAAUCCCCAAAAUGUGAUACUCAUACCACAUCAGAAGCAAACUUUGACUCUAGAACUGCGGCUAUUAAAUGCAUUGUUAAAUUGUUGGUUCACUGGAAUCGGGUGAAAGAGGAAUCUGUAGCACACGAUGACACAGACAACUUAGAGAAAAGUUAUUUUCCCGAUGAAAGAGAUGUUCAGAAAUUAUUAGACUGUUGUCUCAAGCAUGCAAGUUAGAUCAAUUCUUUGCAGGAUAUGGAUGUACUAAUCUUCUGGAAAUUUGUGGCUUUUUGCAAUUGCAUAAUUGAGGAACUCAUCUUCAGCUUCGAUUUUUCAUCAAGAGAGUGCAAACCUCAAGAAUAGUUCAGUCAGGGUAAUGGAAACAUUUAGUCUGAAAAUUUUGCUAGGAAUAGGAGCAUGUAUACUAGGUACAAACUUGUAAAUUUUUCAGCAAUGUUUUCCAGCAAUUGAAGAGUUGUUUAAGCUUCAAUGUGUGCGUGGAACAUUACAAAAGAGAAACAAUGUAAAAUGAUAUUGUGGCUAGGAUUUAAAAGUAACAGAGCAAUGUAAUUCAUGCAAAGUAUUAUGACUUUCACAAAUCUAAUUGUUUAGCGUCUUUUUCA
Chenopodium quinoa (quinoa) is the source of this 2195-nucleotide messenger RNA. RefSeq lists its product as uncharacterized. Lineage: Eukaryota; Viridiplantae; Streptophyta; Magnoliopsida; Caryophyllales; Amaranthaceae. Bases 97 to 1809 code for a protein of 570 amino acids. The record is from RefSeq and is a predicted model, not a curated record. The transcript is spliced from 11 exons.